GCCGGGGGCGGGCAGGGCAGGGCAGGGCAGGAAAGGAAGGGCAGGAAGGAAGGAAGGAAGGGCAGGGGGCGAUGGCUGCAACCAGUCAUGGUGGGGCACCUCCCGUCGACAAGCUCCUCUAUAUUUAAAUGCAACGUGCAUGCGCGCAUCUGUUCAAGAUGCACGGUAGCAGUCAGCGUUAGCUCCGCCCGCUGCUGCCCAUCUGCCGCGCCUAUCCUCUCGUCCCCUCCCCAUCCUUCGCCGCCCGAGCCUCGCUCGGCUUUAGAAUCUCGUGAAAGCGCAGCUCAGGCUCUCUUCUCUCUCGUUCCCUCUCUUUCUCUCUCUCUCUCUCUCUUCUCUUCGCGGGCGCUCUUCGUUCGCUCAGCUCUCUCGGUUCUUGCAUUUUCUCCGAUCGGAUUGCGCAUCGGAUUGGUGGUGGCUGUCGUCGUUCGUCAAAAUGUUGGUGGAGAAUUUCCGCGUAGAGAGUGAGAAUGUGAAGUACACGGAGGAUGAAAUCUCGUCCUCGUAUCAGUACCAGACCACCGAAUUGGUGCACGAUGUUAAGGAUGGCAAGUACGAGUGGGUUGUGCGUCCCAAGAGCGUCACCUAUGAGUUCAAGACUGAGCGCAAGGUGCCGAAGCUCGGGGUGAUGUUGGUCGGAUGGGGUGGCAACAAUGGAAGCACUUUGACCGGAGGAAUUAUUGCGAACAGAGAGGGAAUCUCCUGGGUCACCAAGGAUGGAGUCCAGAGAGCCAACUACUUCGGAUCCCUCACUCAGGCCUCAACUUGCCACAUUGGUGCUUACAGCGGAGAGGAGAUUUACGUGCCAUUCAAGAGCAUUUUACCGAUGGUUGAUCCAAAUGACAUCGUCAUCGGAGGAUGGGACAUUUCCAGUAUGAAUUUGGCUGAUGCCAUGGACCGUGCUAGAGUACUGGAUAUUGAUUUGCAAAAGCAGCUGCGCCCCCACAUGCAAGACAUGUUGCCAAUGGCAGGUAUCUACGACCCGGACUUCAUCGCCGCCAACCAGGGUGCCAGGGCCGACAACUGUAUCAAGGGAACCAAGGCGGAGCAGUUGGAGCAACUCAGGAAAGACAUCAGGAACUUCAAGGCCCAAACUGAGGUCGAAAAGGUAGUUGUGCUGUGGACUGCCAACACUGAGCGUUACAGUGACGUCAUUGUUGGAUUGAAUGAUACCAAGGAGAACUUAUUCAAAUCCUUGGAGAAGAAUGAGUCUGAAAUCUCACCUUCCACCAUUUACGCUUUGGCCUGCAUUCACGAGAAAGUCCCGUUCAUCAACGGAAGUCCUCAGAAUACCUUUGUUCCUGGGGUCAUCGACUUUGCUGUUGAGGAAAAUGUCCUCAUAGGUGGUGAUGACUUCAAGAGUGGACAGACGAAGAUGAAGUCUGUGCUGGUCGACUUCCUUGUUGGAGCUGGUAUCAAGCCCACAUCCAUUGUGAGCUACAACCAUCUCGGAAACAACGACGGAAUGAACCUUUCCGCGCCCCAAACUUUCAGAUCCAAGGAAAUCUCCAAGAGUAACGUCGUGGAUGACAUGGUGUCGAGCAACUCCAUUCUGUACGGCCCAGGAGAGCACCCGGAUCACGUUAUCGUCAUCAAGUAUGUCCCGUACGUUGCCGACAGCAAGCGCGCGAUGGACGAGUACACCUCGGAGAUUUUCAUGGGCGGCAGAAACACCAUUGUCAUGCACAACACCUGCGAAGACUCCCUGCUAGCAGCUCCUCUCAUUCUCGAUUUAGUGCUCCUAGCCGAGCUAUUCACCAGAAUCACUUUGAAAGAAGAUGGGCAGGACAAAUUCAGAUCGUUCCACCCCGUGGCCACUCUAUUGAGCUACUUGACGAAGGCACCCUUGGUACCAGCUGGAACCCCUGUUGUGAACGCGCUGGCCAAGCAGAGAGCAAUGUUGGAGAACGUGAUGCGCGCAUGCAUCGGACUGAACCCGGAGAACAACAUGAUGUUGGAAUACAAAUGAAGACUGUAACAUACGCCAUCAAAAGUCUGAUUGUUUCGAUCGUCUAUUUUUUCCCUUCAAUUCUCUUCCCUGCGAGUUCUGCCUUCAAGAUUGGUACUUGACUGGACGGCACCUUGUACAUAUAUAACGCAUGUCAACAGUUGAGUGGCUGCGUAGGUUUGAAGACAUAACUACAGUCUAACACUUUAUUCUACUUGAGCUCAAAUUCCCCAGGAAUAUAUAGACGCCGCCAUAGGAAGAAAUUGUGGCAGCAUGCUCCCAUCGCAUUGGUUUAAUUCAUUAUGACAGACAAACAGGGAGUUCUUCCAAUGUUAUGAAUGAAAAUGAAGAACUCGCGACUUGCGUUCUGUGAACCUGGCGAGAACUAAUUCUCACAAUGCGGUUGAAAUUUUUCAAUGCCGCUGUGCUUGCACAUGAUCUUGAAUGGAGAAUGUUGACGA
This is a messenger RNA of Marchantia polymorpha subsp. ruderalis, 2409 nucleotides long. Lineage: Eukaryota; Viridiplantae; Streptophyta; Marchantiopsida; Marchantiales; Marchantiaceae. The record is from the annotation of a GenBank genome assembly.